CCUCCUCCUGCUCCACCUCCUCCUCCUCCAGAUGGCAGCGUUCCUGUCCGCCCUGCAGGUGUCCGACCCCCUGGCCGGCCUCCCUCCUCCUCCCUCCCCUCUGGACGGGUACUACUCUAAGCUGGAGGAGCUGCAGAUGCUGCUGCAGAACGCAGCCGCGGGAGGCUCACUGCUGGCGGCCUCAGCGGCGGAGGGAGCCGGUCUGCUGAGCGCGGAGCCCGGGGAGUACGGAGACUCUCUGUCGGACCUGGACCUCCCCCUCACCCCUCGGUCCCCUCUGGCCUACAGCGGUCGCUUCAGCUUUGAGCCCGCCUCCAGCAGCGGCCUGUGGGCGGAGCCUCUGCUCAGCCUGUUCACGGGGUUGGUCAGCGUCCCCCCCGCUGCUUCCUGCGCCCCCCUCUCUACAUCAUCGCUCACGCCGAGCCUCAGCUCCGUCCAUAUCAGCUGUUGCUCCGGUGACGUCACCUCCGUGUUCUCCGCGACGCCGACGUACACGUCCGCCUCCGGCUCCGACCUCCUCCUCCCCCCGGCUCCUCCCAGCGCCCCCCAGGCCUUCCCGCCACAGGGCCCGCCCCCGGCCUACCCGGCCUCCCGGCUCGGCCUCCAGGUGGUGCAGAUGCUCCCCGACUACCUGCUGAUGCAGGACGGCGAGCUCGGGCUGAUCCAGGACCAGAAGCCGGUGAACCCGCCGACGCUCACGCCGCUCUCCACCAUCAAAGCGUUCUCCUCUCAGAACCAGCCUGCAGGCUCCGCCUCUGGCCCCGCCCACCAGGCCCAGCUCUCCAAACCGAGCCGGGUCAGGAAGUCCCCCGCCGGGCGUCAGUGCAGGACGCCGCCUCACGAGCGCCCCUACGCCUGCCCCGCCGACGGCUGCGAGCGCCGCUUCUCGCGCUCCGACGAGCUGACGCGUCACGUGCGCGUGCACACGGGCCAGCGCCCGUUCCAGUGUCGCAUCUGCAUGCGCAGCUUCAGCCGCAGCGACCACCUGACCACGCACAUCCGCACGCACACCGGGGAGAAGCCGUUCGCCUGCAACGAGUGCGGACGCAAGUUCGCCCGCAGCGACGAGCGCAAGAGACACUCCAAGAUCCACCAGAAGCAGCGGGACCGCAAGACCUCCUCCUGCUCCUCCGCUCCCAUCUCCAUCUCCGGGCCUCCCUACUCCUCCCCUCCCACCUCCUCCCCCUGCUCCUCCUACUCCUCCCCCACUCACAGCUCCCCCUCCCCGGCCGCCUCCCUCUUCCCCUCCUCCUACUCCUCCCCCUGCUUCACCUCCUCGCCGUCCUCCCACCUCUCCUCCUGCUCCUCUCCGAUGGGGAGUCCUCAGUCGGAGCUCCACGGCUCCAACAUCUGCUGACAGGAAGUCCACCUGUCUGUCGUGACCUUUGACCUCGGACUGGAACUCACACAUGUGACCGAACAUUUUGUCUCCAUGGAGAGGAGGUCAAGGGUCAAACACCUGGCUGUGUUUCUGCUGCAGCUGGUUGAAUGUUUGGAGACUGUAUGACUCAGUGCUGCUGGUUCAUUUUGAGCCUUUUCAGCCACCGUACUCGUCGGCAGCGUCCGUUAAACGCCGUUCAGGACGUGAACUAAAACCUCCGAGGACCAAAGUGCUGAUUUACGAGACAUAAAGUCGCCUGAAUGUACAGAGACCAGCGUUGAUGAAUGAGUGUACAUACUGUUUACAUGUAGGAUAGUGUACAUGUACAUGUACCUACUGAGUAGGUUCUGGGACGUUUUCUAUGUUUCCAUGAUUUUAUACUGAACGUGUUUCCUCUUUAAAGCAAAGAGCUACAAGAAUAAAAUGUCAAAAUACUGUGGGUUUUUUUCUUUCACCAUCAUGACGGCGUGGUGUGAGGAGGACCAUGUGAAACAGGUGAAGGCUCCAGAACAGGAGAGUC
Messenger RNA from Anoplopoma fimbria (sablefish), 1901 nucleotides. RefSeq names its product early growth response protein 1-like. Gene Ontology annotation, biological process: regulation of transcription by RNA polymerase II. NCBI's taxonomy places the organism in Eukaryota, Metazoa, Chordata, Actinopteri, Perciformes, Anoplopomatidae. Gene Ontology annotation, molecular function: RNA polymerase II cis-regulatory region sequence-specific DNA binding; DNA-binding transcription factor activity, RNA polymerase II-specific. The record is from RefSeq and is a predicted model, not a curated record.